GAAGAUCUGCAAGAGCUUCAGUUCCAUGAAGAACAAACGGCCUAAGUCAGAUGAGCGAGAUACAAGCGACGACGGUGAUUUAGAGGCGGAGGAAUGCGAUAUGGAGGUCCGGAAUAUGCUUAGGAAGAGCUUCCGUCAGGUGCAGUCCGUAUUGGAACAUAAUCGUUUGAUAAUCCAGCAGGUGAACGAGAAUCAGCAGUCGAGGAUCUCCGAUAAUCUGGUCAACAACAUCUCGCUGAUCCAUGAAAUUAAUGAGGCGUCGAGUUACGGAGUCGAAAUCCAGUGAAAACAAUGGAUGCGGAGGAACUAAGGCGGAAAUUCUCAGUAAUUCUGUUUUUCCUUGCCG
Cucurbita maxima (winter squash) is the source of this 346-nucleotide messenger RNA. RefSeq names its product protein ELF4-LIKE 1-like. NCBI's taxonomy places the organism in Eukaryota, Viridiplantae, Streptophyta, Magnoliopsida, Cucurbitales, Cucurbitaceae. The coding region runs from base 26 to 286 and encodes 86 amino acids. The transcript is spliced from 2 exons. Gene Ontology annotation, biological process: entrainment of circadian clock; positive regulation of circadian rhythm. The record is from RefSeq and is a predicted model, not a curated record.